Molecule: messenger RNA, 1506 nt
Organism: Capronia coronata CBS 617.96
Lineage: Eukaryota; Fungi; Ascomycota; Eurotiomycetes; Chaetothyriales; Herpotrichiellaceae
Product: indoleamine 2,3-dioxygenase
Exons: 2
Coding region: 1-1506 (501 amino acids)
Biological process (GO): 'de novo' NAD+ biosynthetic process from L-tryptophan
Cellular component (GO): cytoplasm
Molecular function (GO): metal ion binding; heme binding; indoleamine 2,3-dioxygenase activity
Source: RefSeq, a predicted model, not a curated record
AUGAUUCCUCCCAUCCCGCGACCAGAAGACUAUGGAGUCUCUCCGGACAGAGGAUUCCUCCCGUCGCAGAAUCCUCUCCAAUGUCUCCCACAUCAAGUCUAUGAUCGGUGGGAGCGCAUCAUGAACAAUUUUCAGUCGUUGCUGUUGUCCAAGAGACUGCGCACCGUUAUAGACAAACUACCCGUCAUCCCCGCCGUCCACCUGGAGACCGAGGCUGAGUGGCGGAGAGCAUAUUCCAUGCUGACCUUCAUGGCCCAUGGCUACAUCUGGGGCGGGGAGAAGCCGUCAGAAAGAUUACCUCCGCCAAUAACAUACCCUCUCCUGCAAGUCUGCGAACACCUCGAACUCCCUCCGGUGGCCACAUACGCCGGCCUGUGUUUAUGGAACUUCAAACCACUCUUUCAAUCCCAGGGCCUCGUUCUCGAAAACCUUUCAGUAAUUUCCACCUUCACCGGUUCGCUGGACGAACAAUGGUUCUAUUUAAUAAGCGUCGCCAUGGAAGCAAAAGGAGGACCUUGUAUACCCAUCAUGUUGAAAGCGAUUCAGGCGGCACGGAACCACGACGCCGAGAUGGUCAUCAAAUGCUUACAAUCAUUUGCUCAGACGCUGGACGAGCUGGGCACGGAACUGGUGAGGAUGUAUGAGAAUUGCGAUCCUCAUGUCUUUUACCACCGGAUACGACCGUUUCUCGCGGGCAGCAGGAACAUGAAGGAUGCAGGGUUGCCGCACGGCGUGUUUUACGACGACGGGAGCAGCCGAUCCACGUGGCGACAGUACGGCGGCGGCUCCAACGCGCAGAGCAGUAUGAUUCAGUUCUUCGACAUUGUCCUCGGAGUGGAACAUCGACCGACGGGGACCAAGAAAGACGAAACAUCCGAGUCCGAAGCCGAGCCGGGAGCCGCGCCCAAGCCUCGACACAAUUUCAUCCAUGAGAUGAGACAGUACAUGCCCGGUCCUCACCGACGGUUUCUACAGGCAGUCGAAUCGGUGGCCAACAUUCGCGAUUUUGUGGAAUCCCACAGAUCCAACGGCCAACUCACCAUCGCCUACGACGCAUGUCUGGCCAUGCUGCGGUCGUUGAGAGAUAAACAUAUCCAGAUGGUCUCGAGGUACAUCAUUGUCAAGAGCAGAGAAUCUCGCAGUCUCAGCCGGACUCGGCGCGGGAGUAGUCCUGACCCGGUGCCCACGCGAGGGACGGGGAUCGCUUCUAUCCGAUACGGCCGACCUGAGGACAAGGAAAGGGUUCCGAAAAAGAAGAUGCGCGGUACAGGAGGAACCGCACUGAUCCCAUUUCUGAAACAGGCUCGAGAUGAGACCGGCGAACCUGCCAUUGAUGACUGGGCACGCAAACUCCUCAUGGGCGGCCGCCGCACUGAAGCCGAUGCGGAAAUCGCCUUCGAAAGCACGCUCACCGCGGCCGAGUUGGAUGCCGAUGAACCUCAGAUCGUCGGUCUUGCUGGCGCUUGGGAUAUGGAAGAUGCGGGCGGUGGACUCUGUGCUUAUUGA